AUGGAGUUUAAAAAAGAGAGAGUUGAAAGCAACAUGAUGAAAGCUGAUGUUGAAGAUAUAAAUGGGUUUUUUUCUGUUCUUAUUCAUUCAGAAAAUAAAGGACGGUAUGUAGUCAAAGUACGCACAGCUGAAAUUGCACCAGAAAUGCACGCAGAGAAGUUUUUGAAAUUAUAUGGAAGAAACAAAAGUGGUGAAAUCAACCUUUUUAAAUGUACUGGAGGAAAGCUGAAUUAUGUCAUGGAAUUUCGUGAUGAAGGAAAAGAUUCUGCAAGUGAUGGAAAAGGUGAUGCAAUUAAAGAAGAUAGAGAAGUUGAAAAAGCUAAUGCUGUUGGAACAGCUGUUGAAGAAACUAGUGCUGUAAAACAAAAUUUAAAGAGCAAAUUUGCUUUGAAGCCCAAGAAAGUACAGCAUGAAAAUAAUAUUGUUGAAGUUGAGAGCUAUGUUUUCUCAAAAACCCCACAAGACAUUUUAAAUAUUGGAAGUUACGGAAAUCUAACGUUGACACUGGAUGACUAUUGUGGACUAGGAUACAAGACUUGGGUGUCAAACCGAAUAGUUGAUUUUGCAAUUUCUUCUUACAUGGCAUUUACCGACAUCUCAGAUGAGUGCCGUGAAAGCAUCUUUAUAGCAAACAACGAAUUUGUCAUCAUAAAUUACCUCGACUCAUUGUAUAAUUAUAUUGAGCCUAAAAUUAUGGCUGUUAUUGAAAGCUUUUUCCGGCGUGAAUACGCAUUGUGCAGCAAUGAAGAGAUGGUCGGUAAGAAUCCACUAGGAUUCAGAAUAUUCAGACCGAAUGUACCGAAGCAAAUUCCAGAUGAUUGUGCCAUAUAUGUAAUCCGCUUUGUCCAGAUGAUUGUUAAGCAUAAGAAGAUCUUAGCAUUUACACCAGAGGAAGCAUUAAAAUUAAGAGAGGAUAUUGCAACUUUAAUUCAAGAAGAAGUUGUAACUGACAAAUCUUUGCUGUUGCCGAAAUUAAAUUUUAGUAAGCCAUCAUCAGCCUUAUUAAUUUAA
Chironomus riparius is the source of this 1011-nucleotide messenger RNA. The record is from the annotation of a GenBank genome assembly. NCBI's taxonomy places the organism in Eukaryota, Metazoa, Arthropoda, Insecta, Diptera, Chironomidae.